AUGUUCAACUCUGUGGAAAGUCGUUAUUCACAGCCAAAACUUGAGUUAUAUGGUGUACUUCAUGCAUUCAAGGCUGAAAGACAUCAUCUAUAUAAUAUACAUUUCAAGUUACAAGUGGACGCAUCUGCUCUAAUCCAGAUGAUAAAUUCCCCCAACUUGCCCAAUGCCGCUAUGACCUUUGAGAUUGAACAUAAUCCAGCUGACAAGCACAAGGCCCCAGAUGGAUUGUCAAGACAUCGGCAGGCAGAUGAGGAUUCCGACUUCAGUGAUGGGGAGAUUGCCAUUGAGGAGGGUGUAAAGUUCCUCAAGCUGCUAGACCUCAAACAAGAUGAGGAUUUCUGUGAGAUGUCCAUGGCCGAGUUCCUGACUGAGGAAAUCGAUCCCUGUGAAACCUCCAAGAUCAAUGAGACCUGA
Messenger RNA from Cantharellus anzutake, 414 nucleotides. RefSeq lists its product as uncharacterized. The coding region runs from base 1 to 414 and encodes 137 amino acids. The record is from RefSeq and is a predicted model, not a curated record. The transcript is spliced from 2 exons. Lineage: Eukaryota; Fungi; Basidiomycota; Agaricomycetes; Cantharellales; Hydnaceae.